CUCUGGAAGAACAUCUAGCUGACACAGCAGCCGUCCCACUUGACUUGUACUCUUUGAAGGCUGCCUGAAGACAGCUUCAGGGGUCCCCACUGCCUGUGUUGGUCCACAGGGUGGGUAUCACAAUGCCUACCUACCCAUGGUCAUAGCUCCCCCAGCCCUAGAGAUGCCAGGCCCAGGACCCAGGCUCCACAGCUCUGAGAGGCUCCUGGCACAAGGGCAAACCUUUGCCUCAUUCCCAGUCCCUGCAUUACCCACUACUCCACCAGUUCAUCACUUGUACAGAUUUCUUUUCCGUGCUCCUACUCAUUUCUGCCUAGCUGUGUUCAACAAAAGAUUCCUACACCCGGGUAUCUAGAAAUUUCUCAGGUCUUAAAGAGUUUAUUUCAGAAUGUGCUUCAGAGUUCUGGUAGGCCCACAGAACAAGCCCGGAGUCAUGAGAGGGCACAGACAAGGGGAUUGAUGGGGGAAUUUAGGGUGUCCCUGUGUUCAUUCAGCAAAUAUCCCCUGCCAUCUGGGCAGGGCUGGAGAUAUAGAGAUGAAUACCAUCGGACCUCCUAGGAUUCUUUGCAGAAUCUCCCCUACUCCAAAUGGAAACCCAAGCCUUCCAGGAAUGGGGUUUUGCCAGAGGGGUUAAGAGUUUUUCAGACAACACAGGCUUUAGUCAGGAUCUGAGCUGGAACAGAACCUGGGACAGCUGCAGAGAGAUGGCUCUGUGAGUUUAGGACCUCCUGGUAGGCAUGGUAGAGCUAUUCGAAAGUUUUCGGCAGGGACAUGGUAGGAAUUUGCCGUGUGUUUUAGGAAGGGCAGUCUGGUAGCUGUGUGAAGGGACAGUAGCAGUGAGCCUGGAAGCAGAGUAGUAAGGACGCUGCUGUAAAAAUCCAAGCAGGAGGAGGUUCGGUAACCCCUUCCCGCAGAGGCGCAGCUUCCCAAAGAUGAAAGUCUUUGAGGCAGAUGUCACCUCCCUGGACCUUGGUUUACUUCCAGCAUGACGGGCUGGGACACUGCUGGCUGCACCACGCAGUUGGCACGACCCGUGGAGCCCAGCCAGGAGCCACCGUCGCCACCAACCCAGCCCUAGUCCAGGCCGGUGGUAGUCGCUGGGCAAGCUGCUCUGAGUGUACUUGGCCCCGCCCAGGCCCUGCCCCCGGCCCGGAUUGGCUCUGGUAGGGGCGGGGCCAGCGCGUUCACGGCUCCAGGCCCUUUACUCAUUGGAGGUCGCGGCGGCGCGAGCCCGGAAGCGGACGGGGGCGGAGGCGGCGGAGGCGGAGGCGGCGGCGGCGGAGCCUGAGGCGGCUGAGGCGCCCUGGACUCACCGGGUUUGCACCGGUCUCCUCGAACCUCGGCUCGUCUGGCUCCUGCCCGGCAGCCAUGCAUCCCACGCCCCCGGGCCCGUUGGGAGACUGCCUGCGGGACUGGGAGGAGCUGCAGCAGGACUUCCAGAGCAUCCAGGAGACCCACCGGCUGUACCGCUUGAAGCUGGAGGAGCUGACCAAGCUGCAGAACAAUUGUACAAGCUCCAUCACUCGGCAGAAGAAGCAGCUCCAGGAGAUGGCCCUCGUCCUAAAAAAAUGCAAACCCUCCCUCCCAGUGGAGGCCAAGGAGGCUGCUCAGGAGCUGGAGAACCAGAUCAAGGAGCGCCAAGGCCUCUUUUUUGAUAUGGAAGCCUAUUUGCCCAAGAAGAAUGGGUUGUACCUGAGCCUGGUUCUGGGCAACGUCAAUGUGACACUCCUGAGCAAGCAGGCUAAGUUUGCCUACAAAGACGAGUAUGAGAAGUUCAAGCUCUACCUCACCAUCAUCCUCAUCCUCAUCUCCUUCACCUGCCGCUUCCUCCUCAACUCCAGGGUGACAGAUGCUGCCUUCAACUUCCUGCUGGUCUGGUAUUACUGCACCCUGACCAUCCGAGAGAGCAUCCUCAUCAACAAUGGCUCCCGGAUCAAAGGCUGGUGGGUUUUCCAUCACUACGUGUCUACGUUCCUGUCGGGAGUCAUGCUGACAUGGCCCGAUGGCCUCAUGUACCAGAAGUUCCGGAACCAAUUCCUGUCCUUCUCCAUGUACCAGAGCUUUGUGCAGUUCCUCCAGUAUUACUACCAGAGUGGCUGUCUGUACCGGCUACGGGCCCUGGGCGAGAGGCACACCAUGGACCUCACUGUGGAGGGCUUCCAGUCCUGGAUGUGGCGCGGCCUCACCUUCCUGCUGCCUUUUCUUUUCUUUGGACAUUUCUGGCAGCUUUUUAACGCACUGACAUUGUUCAGCCUGGCCCGGGACCCCAAGUGCAAGGAGUGGCAGGUGAUCAUGUGCGGCUUCCCCUUCCUCCUCCUCUUCCUUGGCAAUUUCUUCACCACCCUGCGGGUCGUGCACCAGAAAUUCCAUAGUCAGCGGCAUGGGAACAAGAAAGACUGAGACUGGACUUUCCCCUGCCCACCGUCUUGGAAGGGGCUUCUGUACCUCAUGUGUUGUUUGAGGGGGAGGGUGCUCCCCUUGUCCAGGAGGGGCUCUUCUGCUCUCCCUUAGUUUUAUGGACUCUGUGGGCCCCGAAGGCUAUGUUGGAGAAGCCUGGUGUCCCAGCCUGCAGGGAUCUGGGGGCCAGAAGCCUCAAUAAAGGAAGGGAGGCACA
This is a messenger RNA of Pteropus alecto (black flying fox), 2614 nucleotides long. RefSeq names its product transmembrane protein 120A (gene TMEM120A). Gene Ontology annotation, biological process: fat cell differentiation. The transcript has 12 exons. NCBI's taxonomy places the organism in Eukaryota, Metazoa, Chordata, Mammalia, Chiroptera, Pteropodidae. The record is from RefSeq and is a predicted model, not a curated record. Gene Ontology annotation, cellular component: membrane. Bases 1369 to 2400 code for a protein of 343 amino acids.